GAUGCGGGCGGCGGGGAGCGGCCGCCGGGCGCGCAGGGGCUGCGGAACCACGGCAACACCUGCUUCAUGAACGCCGUGGUGCAGUGCCUGAGCAACACGGCGCCGCUGGCCGAGCGCCUGGCGCUGGGCCGGUACCGCGCCCGAGCCGAGGUCACGCAGCGNCUGGCGGCCCUGGUCCGCUCGCUCUGGACCCGCGACUACAGCCCGCAGCUCGCCGCCGAGUUCAAGAACAUCGUCUCCAAGCACAGCUCGCAGUUCCGGGGCAACGCUCAGCACGAUGCGCUCGAGUUCCUGCUCUGGCUGCUGGACCGAAUGCACGAGGAGCUGGGCGCCGCCUCCCCCGCCCAGCAGAGCCGCGGCCCCACGCAGGUGGAGCAGCUCCCUCCUCCCUGUGCCCAGCUUGGGGUGUCGUGCAGGUCCCUGCCAGGCACCCAGCACCCCCACGGGCAGAGCUUCGUGCAGAGCCACUUCCAGGCCCAGUACAGGUCCUCCCUGACGUGCCCUCACUGCCUGAAGCAGAGCAACACCUUCGACCCCUUCCUGUGCAUCUCCCUGCCCAUCCCACUGCGCCAGACCAGAGCUCUGAACGUCACGCUGGUGCUGCAGUGCGAGCGCUGGCGCUUCGUGCGAGUGGGGCUGGCCGUGCCGCUGCUGGGCACCGUGGCCGACCUGCGGGCGCUGGUGGCGCGGGAGGGCCGCGUCCCCCCGGAGCAGGUGAUCCUGGCCGAGGUGUCCCCGCGGGGCUCCCUGCGCUCGCUCGCUGACCCCGAGGCGCUGGGCCCGGCCGGGGAGGCCGCGCCUGUCUACGCCUUCCAGCCGCCGCCCGCCCGCCGCGCAGGGUGUCCCCGCAGCCUCCCCGCGUCCCCCUCAGUGCCACGGCCAGAGGGGCCGCGUCUGCUGCCCAGCAGCGCCCGCUCCUCCGACUGCCUGCACCGCGCGCCCGGCAGCCGCAUCCUGCUGCUGCUCUGCAACACUGCGGGCACGGGGCCGCAGCUCGCCAGGUUCGGGCCACCGCUGCUGCUGCGGGAGGAGCGCGGCGUCUCCUGGGAGCAGCUCCAGCAGAACAUCCUGGCCCAGCUGAGGGGGGUCCUGCGGGGAGAAGUCCGGCCACAGGGCGCGGGAGCCCUUUUCCGGAUCCGCCUGGCCGGGGGCUCGGCCCCCUGCACCUACCUGUCCCCUCAGGAUCCCCAUCCUCUCUGCCAUCCUGCCAUUGACAGGGCCCUGCAGCUGAGCGGGGCUGGGGGCCCUCCCCACGUGAGACUGACGGUGGAGUGGGACAUGAGCACCAAAGAGCGGCUGUUCGGGAGCAUCCAAGAGGAGGUGGUGCAGGACGCGGCGAGCGUGCGGCAGCAGCAGCAGGCGCACGGGCAGCAGCACAGCUGCACGCUGGACGAGUGCUUCCAGCUCUACACCAAGGAAGAGCAGCUGGCCCCGGACGAUGCCUGGCGCUGCCCGCACUGCAAGGUGCCCCAGCAGGGCACGGUGAAGCUCAGCCUGUGGACGCUGCCGGACAUCCUCAUCAUCCACCUGAAGCGCUUCCGGCAGGUGGCCGAGCAGCGGCACAAGCUCACCACGCUGGUGAGGUUCCCGCUGCGGGGGCUGGACAUGGCCCCGCACGUGGCACAGCGGGGCCAGCCCGGGGGGCAGCUCCUGGGGCGCUGGGCGCCCUGGCAGCCCCCCCUGCGCCUGCCCCCCGGCUGCCCCCGCGACCACCUGUACGACCUGUACGCGGUCUGCAACCACCACGGCAGCAUGCAGGGCGGCCACUACACCGCGUUCUGCUGCAACGCCCUGGACGGGCGCUGGUACAGCUACGACGACAGCCGUGUGGAGGGGGUGCGCGAGGCCGAGGUGAGCACCCGCAGCGCCUACAUCUUGUUCUACCAGCGCCGCCGCGCCGCCGGCUCCGGCACGGGAUCCGCCGCCUCCGCGGGGCACUGGGUGUUCCGCCUGGCCGCCUCCGAGCCCCGCGACGACCCCAACCCCUCGGGCUCUGUCACGGCCCCGGAGAACGGCGGGUUCGAGGCGAGGCCCCCGGUGCGGGGGCUGCAGGGGCUGCACGGCCGCAGCCUCAGCGUGCGGACCGCCCCCGCCGGACCCCCGGGACAGGGGGAGCCGGCCCCCCCCCGCGCUCCCCGACGGCUCCGCCGGGCCGCCAGCGCCGAGGGGACCCCGCGCCGGCCGCCGCCGGGCCCCGGCAGCCCUGGAGCCUCGGUGCCGCAGGGGGACGCGGGUGUCCCCCCGGGCCGCUGCCCCCCCGGCCCCUCGGCGCUGGGGCGGUCGCGGAGCUCAGCCAGCCUGCCCCCCCGGCCCGACGGGGGGCUGCGCAGAUCAGCCUCGCUGGGCAGGGGUGCGGGGGGGCCGGCCCUGGCCGCCCGGGGUCCCUCCGGGGCCACCUUGCAGCGGGGCCGGCAGCCCACCGGCCCCCUGCGCUCCCCGGCCGUGCCUGAGUCCAGCUUCUGA
This is a messenger RNA of Pseudopodoces humilis (Tibetan ground-tit), 2463 nucleotides long. The record is from RefSeq and is a predicted model, not a curated record. Lineage: Eukaryota; Metazoa; Chordata; Aves; Passeriformes; Paridae.